AUGGAAGACCAGAAAAACAGCUAUGAGCAGAAGGCCAAGGAGACACUGCAGAAAGUGCUGGAGGAGAAAAUGAGUGCAGAACAGCAACUGCAGAGCAAACAGCGGUCCCUGGCUCUGGCCGAGCAGAAGUGUGAAGAGUGGAAGAGCCAGUACGAGGCUCUGAAGGAGGACUGGAGGACCCUGGGGACCCAGCACAGGGAGCUGGAGAGCCAGCUCCACGUGCUUCAGUCCAAACUGCAGGGAGCAGACAGUAGAGACUUACAGAUGAACCAGGCCCUACGGCUUCUGGAGAAUGAGUGCCAGGAGCUGCAGGCCAAGACUGAACACCUGCAGGGGGACAGAGACCUGUGCAGCUCGGAUACCCAGCACCUACAAGAUCAACUAAAGAGCUCAGAGGAGGAGAAACUUGCCCUGGUGACCAAAGUACAGCAGUUGCAGAAUCAAGCUUUGCCUGGGUGGAGUCCAAAGCCCUCCCAUAACGAAGUGGAGCCUGAGGGUCCAGGGAAGAAGGACUGGAAUUUCAGAGACCAGCUCCAAAAGAAAACUUUGCAGCCCCUGGCCAAGGAAAAGGAGGCAAUGUGGCCGAAGUUCCUGAUGCUGAUGGCACUGAUGGCUAUAGCGGUGGCAGUGUUCCUGGCCAAUAAGGACUUCCUGAAGUUCUGA
Molecule: messenger RNA, 663 nt
Organism: Mesoplodon densirostris (Blainville's beaked whale)
Lineage: Eukaryota; Metazoa; Chordata; Mammalia; Artiodactyla; Ziphiidae
Product: TRAF3-interacting JNK-activating modulator-like
Exons: 1
Coding region: 1-663 (220 amino acids)
Source: RefSeq, a predicted model, not a curated record